Molecule: messenger RNA, 1778 nt
Organism: Triplophysa dalaica
Lineage: Eukaryota; Metazoa; Chordata; Actinopteri; Cypriniformes; Nemacheilidae
Product: protein c-Fos
Exons: 4
Coding region: 122-1207 (361 amino acids)
Biological process (GO): regulation of transcription by RNA polymerase II
Cellular component (GO): nucleus
Molecular function (GO): RNA polymerase II cis-regulatory region sequence-specific DNA binding; DNA-binding transcription factor activity, RNA polymerase II-specific
Source: RefSeq, a predicted model, not a curated record
UGCCUCCUUGCGUAGUGACCAAAAUCUAGAUUUGAAAAAAUACCGCAAAACCUACAAUCGGUGACAUUAGUCACACAUUAAUCUCGCUCUCGUCAUCUCUUUGUGUGGUCUGACAGGAGUGAUGCCUAAAAACGUAUACGCGUGUCGGAGUGUUUCUCAGGUGUCUGCAGAAGAAGAGCUGCACGCAUCAGACCCUCAGAUGAAGGAUACGCAGAAGGCAGGUAUUGAGAAGGAUGAGUGUUUAAACACAGAGGCAGCCGAUGAUCCCUUUGUUCCCACGGUCACUGCUGUAGCUUCUGCUCCAGACCUGAAGUGGAUGGUCCUGUCGACGGACAUCUCUUCAGUGUCACCCUGCAGCGCUGCGAGAGAUGAAAGACCCCAGAGCACAUCUCGCUCCAAAGACAACUCGAAGGCUACUCGAAAGACUUUCACAUGCAGGAAAAAGGGGACGAAAGAGCAGCUUUCGCCAGAGGAAGAAGAGAGGAAGCGAAUCAGAAGAGAGAGGAACAAACUUGCAGCUGCCAAGUGUCGAAAUCGCAGACGAGAACUGACCAACACUCUCCAAGCAGAAACCGACAGUCUUGAGGAAGACAAAGCAGCUCUGAAGUCCGAGAUCGCCAGUCUUUUAAAGGAGAAAAAAAGUCUGGAGCUCAUUCUUUCUGCUCACAAACCCCACUGUAAAAUCUCAGAGGACACAGAAGGAGAAACAGAGGAGAAAAUUCUAGCUCAGGAGGAGCAGACACCCCCUCACUCCCCAGACACCACCCUAGAACCUAACCAGGUGCCCAACAGCCCCCAGCAAGAAGAACCCCCAUGCACUGCCAUUUUCGGGGACUCUGAUGUCCUGCUGUGCUCCAGUGCAGAACUGGGAGCCGUUGAGGUGGAACCUUACAUUGAUAUGAGGGAUGUAUCCAUGGAAGACAUAAGCGAUGUGAUUGACAGCAGUGAUGACAUGGAUCUGUUGGUGCCGGAUAUCGAUCUCACAAGCUCUCUGGGUUUGAGCGAAUGGGAAACCCUGUACAUGUCAAUGGGAGGCGGGUUAGAACCCGUCUCCUCUCUGACAUGUAGCCCCACCUGUAGCAGCAGCAGCAGCAGCAACACUGUGCCUGUUUUCAACUUCAACAGUGCAGAUUUGGAGAAACAUGAGAGCAACAAAGAGGGCUUGAGCAAGUCUAAUGCUGCCAAAGAAAUCUUGAUGAAAUUAUGAAAAAGGGAAUAUGUCAAUGAUGUGAAACCCCUUACCCGCAGCUGUUGAGGAACCGAAAAAACCCUAAUGCAAAAUGUUUAAAAUAUGGGAUCAACAGUUCAGAAUAUGGUGAAUGCUGUGUGAAAAAAAGUAUUUUAAAGACAUACAAUGUAAUGUGAUCAUAACAUCCACUGAAGUCACUUGUGUACCAGAUGUUGCUUCCAGAUGUUACAAGUAUUGUUGUUCAUUUGAAAGACAUGCUUAUGAACGAUUUCAUGCACUUUUGUACCUGUUGGUACGUGUAACUGUAUCAGGUGAUUUUGUGCUGUACUGUGCAAUGUGUUACACAGUGUCUAAGUGUGUGACUAGCUGAAUAACAGCUUGUAUUUUGUGGUAUUGUUAAAAUGUGGUCCUGAACAUGGUGGCAAAAAAUCUAUCGACUCCUUUAACAUUAUGCAUAUUGCUCUUCCUGCUUCCCUUUCGGUGGUCUCGCAUGCAUCUUAUUAACGAAGAAAAAAACAAGGGAAAAAAUAAAGAAAAAUGUGUGGAGUGUUGCAUAUCUUGCUUUAUUUAUGGCGAGCGAGUUGUCAAA